GCCGCCGCAGUACGUGGUGGACGACACCUGCCAGGUGGACAACAGCGUCAUCUCGACGAGCAGAGAGCGGCAUGAGCAUGCCUGGAACUCUCGGACGUCCGCGUGGAGCUCUCGGGCCGGCGCGGAGGCCCCCCCCUGGCGGCACCCUCUGGCGCUGCUCCUGGCCCGCUGCGCGCUCUGGGGAGGGGGGCCCAGCGCCGAUCCAAGAAAUCGGUGCGGAGCUCCGAAGGUUUGUACUCAUGCAGUGUUUUUCUUCGUCGAGCCAUGGUCACGGGCCAGCAGUCGUAUAGCAACUCGGUGCACCGUGCGAUGACCGAGGUGGACGAGAGCAUGAUCUUGGGCCGGGCCUCGACGAUGAUUUCUGAUGCCCCGCAGACAGUUCUGCAGCCCGCGAGCGUGCUCAAGGAGGCCAUCCAGAGCUACCGCAGGGAAAUGUCCAAGAAGGCGAUGGCACAGCUGCCUAUGGACGAGGACGCCCUGUACGAGAUACACAAGGCCGCGAAGGAGAGCGGCAUGGAUGUCCUGUCGGAGCUCAACAUGGACGAGCGAGACCCAGUGCUGGUAGACUGCCGGCGGGAGUACAACGCUAAGGUUGACGAGAUCUACGAGGAGGUCGCCUCCGAGAACAAGGUUGCGAUACAGCAGCAGUGCGUCUGCACAGUGUGCUGA
Messenger RNA from Prorocentrum cordatum, 669 nucleotides. The record is from the annotation of a GenBank genome assembly. Lineage: Eukaryota; Dinophyceae; Prorocentrales; Prorocentraceae.